Alexandromys fortis (reed vole) is the source of this 909-nucleotide messenger RNA. It is a transcript of the gene Psma6, whose product is annotated as proteasome 20S subunit alpha 6. Bases 114 to 749 code for a protein of 211 amino acids. Lineage: Eukaryota; Metazoa; Chordata; Mammalia; Rodentia; Cricetidae. The transcript has 6 exons. The record is from RefSeq and is a predicted model, not a curated record. Gene Ontology annotation, biological process: ubiquitin-dependent protein catabolic process; proteasomal protein catabolic process. Gene Ontology annotation, cellular component: proteasome core complex, alpha-subunit complex; cytosol; proteasome core complex.
GGAAGCCCCUCGGCCGGUGCUCCGGAAGCAGUAGCCAUUACUUCCGUGAGGGACUUGUGUGCCUGGGGUGUGUGCUACGGGGUGCAUUUUGUGUUUGAAAUAGGGGGUACGCCAUGUCCCGUGGGUCCAGCGCCGGUUUUGACCGCCACAUUACUAUUUUCUCUCCCGAGGGCCGACUCUACCAAGUAGGACAUCAGUUAGGCCUUGUGGAGAAGAAGAAAGUGAAAGAUGGUAAAUCUUGGGUUUUGUUUAUCCAUGAAGCUGACAGCAGAUCCCAGGUACAGAGGGCACGCUAUGAGGCAGCUAACUGGAAAUACAAGUACGGCUAUGAGAUUCCUGUGGACAUGCUGUGUAAAAGAAUCGCUGAUAUUUCUCAGGUCUACACACAGAAUGCGGAGAUGAGGCCGCUCGGUUGUUGUAUGAUUUUAAUUGGUAUCGAUGAAGAACAAGGUCCUCAAGUGUACAAGUGUGACCCUGCAGGCUACUACUGUGGCUUUAAAGCUACCGCAGCAGGCGUCAAACAGACAGAGUCAACCAGCUUCCUCGAAAAAAAAGUGAAGAAGAAAUUUGAUUGGACAUUUGAACAAACAGUGGAAACUGCAAUCACAUGCCUGUCUACUGUUCUGUCGAUUGACUUCAAGCCUUCAGAAAUAGAAGUUGGAGUAGUUACAGUCGAAAAUCCUAAAUUCAGGAUUCUCUCAGAAGCAGAGAUCGACGCUCACCUUGUUGCUCUAGCAGAGAGAGACUGAACGUUGUCAUCACUUUACCAAAUCCAUGAUGCCACUUGCCUGUGUGUUUGGUGACAGCAAACCAACAUCACAGAGGCCCCUGGGUUGAAGAUGGAACCUCUCCCACUCCUCCUGCCACUGAGCUGGUUAGGACUGUAUAAAUAAAACUGCUUUUGGAAUA